AUGGAAACUACGGCAGAGGAAAUCAGCGCAAUGCUGAACGAAAACGAGCACGCCCUAAUCGGGGAGUUACAGGGAAAGUACGACUUCAUCAAUUUCAACGAGAUGAAAAAUUACAAAGAGAAGAAGCUCCAUCACGAAUUGACCCUGGAAGUACAAAAAUUUAUUAAUAAUAAAAAUGUCCAAGUGAAAGACAAGUUUCGACUUUUCUACACGCUCCUAUCUCCUCUGAUGAGCAAACUGAAGAAGACGAUAUACGCGGAGUUACUUUACAUCGUAACAGCGAAUUUUGAUGCCAACUGGACCAUCAGCUAUUUGAAGGAAUCAGAAAAAAACCUGGAAAAUGACAAAGACGCCAUCAUCAUAUAUAGAUGUAUCCUCAUAUUGAAAUAUAUCGAGUUAGGCGAUUUUAAAAGUUGUGAAAAUGAAAUAGAAAAUACGAAGAAUCUUCUUCAAGGAGUCAUUGGAUUGAAUGUAGUAGCACAUAAGUUCUACAACUUUGCAAUCAUGAAAUAUUAUAAUGUAUUAAAUAAGUCUGAUUUGUUCGUUAAGUAUGCCCUCCUUUACUUGGCGUACACUCCAUUGAACGAUUUAGACGAAGCGGACAAAAUCGAAAUAGGUACCCAUAUUUGCAUGCACUCCAUAAUAAGUGAAGAUGUAUAUAAUAUAGGAGAAAUAAUUCAGCUCCCACUUAUUAAUGUAUGCUUAAAAAAUAAUGAACAGACAAACUGGCUCUAUCAACUAAUUUAUAUUUACAAUGAAGGCAACAUAGAAGUUUUCAACCAAGUCGUACACAAGUACGAAGAGAAUAUUAAGAAUUCGCUUCUUAAAGAUUAUAAGAAAAAUAUGAUAAAGAAAAUUACCUUACUAGCUCUAAUGGAUCUAGCUUUUAAAAAAAAAAAACAAAGAUCAGACAUUUCAUUCGAAGAAAUUGCGCAACACUGUAAAGUGGAUGUGAAUGAAGUGGAGAAAAUGCUAAUAACGGCGAAGAGCAAAAAUAUUCUUACGUGCCAAAUUGAUGAAAUUCAAAAAUCAGUUAAGAUUACAUGGGUGAAGCCACGAGUACUGAAUAAUGAAAAAAUAUUUUUCAUGAAGGAAAGUAUAGACAAGUGGAUCACUCAUUCAAAAAACUUGCUGACCUACAUGGAAGACCUCUCUGUCGAGUUGUUAAUAUCAUAG
Plasmodium knowlesi strain H is the source of this 1176-nucleotide messenger RNA. Its product is annotated as 26S proteasome regulatory subunit RPN9, putative. The record is from RefSeq and is a predicted model, not a curated record. The transcript has a single exon. Gene Ontology annotation, molecular function: structural molecule activity. Gene Ontology annotation, cellular component: proteasome regulatory particle, lid subcomplex; nucleus; cytosol. The coding region runs from base 1 to 1176 and encodes 391 amino acids. Gene Ontology annotation, biological process: ubiquitin-dependent protein catabolic process. Lineage: Eukaryota; Apicomplexa; Aconoidasida; Haemosporida; Plasmodiidae.